CAACAGGCUGUCCUCAAGAAAGACCUACACAUGUGGAAGCUCGAGUUAUAAUCCAGUCCAAGGGGCCUAUAACUUCAAACACAAGGACACAAGGUGCAUCUUCUGAUAAAGCUAAAACGAAAACCGCAGACAAAGAGGAAAUGAUAAACACCCUCCCAACAAGGAAGAGUACAAGGAGGAAAAAAUCGUUGACUGUUGGGAGCAGAAACUCUAUCGUAAUAUCUUCGUCGGAGGAUACUCCAGGGCCCUCGACAGAACCCAAGCCCUGCACAUUACCACCAUCAGCAAAGUCUGCUGUUCAAAGUAAAAAUACAAAAACAGUUACCAAGAAGAUGCGUACAGACAAGGUCUGUCACCCAGUCCACUUCAAAGAGAGAGAAACAUCUGGCAGACGGGGGAAAGGAAAGGCACCUCUGAGCAACCCAUAUGCCAAAUCAGCUUUUGUGUGGACAUCAGAUGAUGAUGACUUCCAGUAGAUGAAAUGCUUAUAAUGCAAUAAAUAUUGCCUAACUUUAC
Ostrea edulis (European flat oyster) is the source of this 516-nucleotide messenger RNA. RefSeq lists its product as uncharacterized. NCBI's taxonomy places the organism in Eukaryota, Metazoa, Mollusca, Bivalvia, Ostreida, Ostreidae. The transcript is spliced from 5 exons. The coding region runs from base 141 to 476 and encodes 111 amino acids. The record is from RefSeq and is a predicted model, not a curated record.